Messenger RNA from Serpula lacrymans var. lacrymans S7.9, 1260 nucleotides. RefSeq lists its product as uncharacterized. Bases 1 to 1260 code for a protein of 419 amino acids. The transcript has 3 exons. The record is from RefSeq and is a predicted model, not a curated record. NCBI's taxonomy places the organism in Eukaryota, Fungi, Basidiomycota, Agaricomycetes, Boletales, Serpulaceae.
AUGCCUCGAGGAGAUGGGAGUAAAGAUAGCUACUGGUCAUCGUGCAAAACAGCUGCAUUGAUGGCGCAAAGAACCUCCCCAAGACACUCUAAGGUCACUCAACGAUACCCUCUGCGUUCCCUAAGGAUGUCUGGCCUCAAUAAACCUACAGAUACAACCACAACCAUUUCACAGAAGAAAAAGAAGGUGCCGAAGUGCAUCUGGACAGAAAGCGACACCAAAAAAUUGGUUGAACUGGCUGAGGAGCACCUUGGCCUGCUUGGAGAGGGUGGGGGGUAUAAGCCUCAGUUCUAUAACCUGGCUGAGGGCAUUCUGGCUCCUUUAACAACAAAAGGAGCCACCAAAACAGCCGACUCAAUCCGUAACAAAUGGCACAUUUGGGAUGCUUUCCUCAAAGUAUGGGAUGGGCUUACCUUUUUUUUGCGGAGCAAGUCAAAAGAUGUUAAGUCAACCUACAACCGGUUAGCUUUGGAUGGGUGGAGGUGGUAUGACUUGAUCACAGCUAUUCUACCAAGCCGGGCAAAAGGGACUCACAUUCUCCGUGCAUCUCAAGCACAAUCUGCAAAGAUCAGUUCAGCAAGUAAAGAUAGGAUGGAUGUGGAUGCUGAAGGCAAUAGUGGAGGGGAGGAUGGAGAGGACAAAGGUGAUGAAGAGGGUGCGGAAAGAGAGGCAAUUGAAAGAGAGGCGGUUGUUAGCGCCAGAAAAGACAAGGGAAAGAGUGGGAGUGAAUCCGGCACCUUGUAUGUGUCAUCUAUCCACUCCAAACCUACUAGCGCAUCUGUCAGCAUCACGUCCUCCGGAAAAUGCAAGUAUUCGGCCGUUGAUAGUACCUCUGUAAUCUCUGCCACCCCAAGCAAAGCCCCACAUCCUUCUGGCGCCGCUGCAAUCAAUGGUGUGAAGGAACAGAUGCAGCGGAUGGCGGAUAACAAGGAACAGCACGAUGACUUCAGGUACCGUUUCCUGAACAUCAUAGAGAGUGCUUUCACUGGCAGCGUAUCCGGUGGUGGAUCUUCAAACAUUGCUUCGUCUUCGUCUUCUCGACACGUUGAGCCUUUGAACACAAGGAGUCAGGCCAUUAGAAUGGCUGGGCAGAUUGAGACACAGCUCAAUGACGAGCAAAAAAUUGCAUUCAUUGAUAUGCUUCGUGCAGAUAAUGUGCUAAUAGGUGAUUACCUCAAUAUGGCCACACAGGACGAAAAUCUUCGCAUAAUGUGGGUGGAUAAGCUGUUGAAGGACUUUACUGCGUUUCCGUCCAACUAG